This is a messenger RNA of Gossypium arboreum, 852 nucleotides long. RefSeq lists its product as uncharacterized. NCBI's taxonomy places the organism in Eukaryota, Viridiplantae, Streptophyta, Magnoliopsida, Malvales, Malvaceae. The record is from RefSeq and is a predicted model, not a curated record. Bases 1 to 852 code for a protein of 283 amino acids. The transcript has a single exon.
AUGAAGAGAUUGGCUGUUGGUUCAAUGACAACUUCUGAAUACAAUGGAUGGUUUAGUAAAAGGAUCAAUGAUAACAUUCCUGGGCCGAAUUUGGAGGGCGCUCAAUCAAUAGAGGAAUGCUUGCAAGUGGUCCCAUCAGAGUUAGAGAUCAUAAGGCAGGACUUCGAAAAGAAGAAUUCUGAGCUCGGGAAGAGGAUUGAGCAGCUGGAGGAGGAAAAAAUGAAGUUGAGAUUAGAUGUGGAUGUUCAGAAGUUAGAGGCUGAGAAGUUAAGAAAAGGGAAAAAUAAGGCCGAAGAAUAUCUACAUAGUUUGAAGACAGAUUAUAAUAAGCUACAUCUAUCGAUGAGAACUGCCGAGUUGGGGAAAACUUCAGAGCAAUGGCGUCAAGAGAUUCGAGAGGAAAAGAUCAAAGCUGAUCGGUGGGAAAGAAAAUUUCAAAAGGCUGAAACGCAAAACGAGGCCCUAGAGAAAAGUUUAUCAGAAAGCCGAAAUGAACAGGGCGAAUUAAAGGCUAGAGUAGCAGAACUCAAAAAAUCUCUUCAUCAGUACCAAAAUCUUAAUUCCGCGAUGGAAUUGAAAGAAAGCUUAAACAAGAUGAAGGAAAUGAAAGGAAAAGUAGAAGAAUUAGAGGCGGCAUUACAAAACUGUGAAAUGCGGAUUGAAUUCCUUGAAGCAAGUGAAGAGCGUUGGAAAGAACAGCUUUACUAUUCUCAAAAUCAAGUCAGAAACAGAGAUUACAUUAUGGGAGAAGUUGUGGUUCAGAUUCAGGAGGUAGUCGAUCACUUGCAGACUUUAGCGGUGCAGGCAGAUAUAUUGAGUGUGAAGUAUGAGUUAGAGUCAGACCGGGGGUAG